Perkinsus marinus ATCC 50983 is the source of this 1575-nucleotide messenger RNA. RefSeq lists its product as hypothetical. The transcript is spliced from 13 exons. The record is from RefSeq and is a predicted model, not a curated record. The coding region runs from base 1 to 1575 and encodes 524 amino acids. Lineage: Eukaryota; Perkinsozoa; Perkinsida; Perkinsidae. Gene Ontology annotation, cellular component: outer membrane.
AUGUCUAAAGUAGUAGAAGAGGAGCCAACACCAACGCCAACAGGAGCAGGGGAUGAUACCACUGAGAUGCCCCCGGAGAUACACCGUGUGCAGGAUGAGCGGACUCCUGAGGUCAGAGUUCAUGUCAAGGGGAGGCGGAGAUUGAAUGAAGCCUUACUUGAAAAGUUCAUAGGGCCACUUAGAAUGUGUGAUACCUAUGGAGAACUCCAUGAUACAUUGAAUAGGACCAUUAGAGAUUUGGAGGAACUCAAUGCUUUUGAGGAUAUCCGUGCCACAGUUGACCACAUGCCCGGAUCCCCACCGGGCAGCGCUGAUGUCACUUUGGAAGUAGUUGAAAAACAGCGCAACUACGAAGCAGGAGUAGACAUGAAUCGCUUGGGAGAGCCUGGAGCUGGCCUCAGCUCGGUAUCGCUCCGCUACAACAAGGCGUGGCCGGGAUCACAAAUGUUGAAUGCGACUGUCAACAUUCCCAAGCUGAGAGGAGUUGGUAUUACACCCGCCUCGGAAGGUUGGGAACUCGAAGUGGAAGCCUCGAGAGAUACUACAGACCUCCGAGGCUAUUCGAGUUGCAGAGGCAUUGCCACUGGUCUCGCAGCUGUGUUCACAGAUCGGGCCACUGGACGCCACACGUUCACACUUAGUUCUACGUUGAGGGAUCUACUCCCGGAGAUUCAACCGGCUCGACAGGGUGGCGCGGAAGGGGAGAAGAAGACGUCGGCGUCUUAUGCGGUUAGGAGGCUUCCAUUGCGCACUAUGAAAAGUAGUUGUAAAUACGCCUAUACUCGGGAUGAUUUACGAUUCGACGAAGCAGAGGAGGGCAGUAGCCACGCUGUUGGGGGCUCACUACUGCACGCAUACGCUGACCUCACACCAGGGGUGUUUGGUGAUGUGAGCUUCCUUAAGUUGGCGGCUCUGUCGGAGUAUCAUGGGUAUCUGUGGAGGGCUCGGGACUGGACAUGGGAGGCUGGGGUAUCCGGAGGCCUCAUAGUACACCCCCCUACCCAAGCCGGCGUAGCCUCCGUCACACCACUACAGGAUCGGUUUUUCCUCGGCGGUGGAGCGGUUGACCCCAUAUCGGGUUUGCGAGGGUUCCGAUAUCGUUCAGCGGGCCCGGCAGCGCCGAGGGUCGGAGGAGCUCCUGGUGCUGAUCCUACAUACGACUACACCGGUGGGGAUAUGUUGUUGAGCGCACACGUGCAAGGGUCGAUGCCAAUAACAUUCCUCAACAAUCUGAGAACUUCUAGUGAUGAUACUGAGCCUCCCAGUGACUAUGACGACGAAUUCGAUGAUGACCGUGACGGAGGGACGCUUUCAAUCCACAUGAGAGCCUUCGCCUUCGCCCAAGCUGGCUGCCUUGUUGAGAAGCCUCAGCUGAACAGAGAGCGCCUCUUUGGAGAUCUCAAGGAUGGCCUUCGUGCAUCAGCUGGUGUUGGUUUGUCGUUGCCCUUCCUGGGGACGAAUCUCCUGGAGCUGAGCUUUGCAUUCCCUAUGGUUAAGAAGGCAUCGGACGCUGUACAGCGAUUACAGUUGGGGGCGAGAUUAAGAGGCUUGCUACCGACGACCUCUUGGAAUUGA